AACGCAUCUGCGCUCAGGGCUGCGAGCGCUGCAGCCUGGCUUGGGUUCCCCAGGACCCCUGGAAGCCAGCCCUGAUCUCUCCAUCAUUGACCAUGGCCAGCCAGUCCUGCCUCCCUCUUGCCCCACGCCUCUCUCCGCUGAAACCUUUGAAGCCACACUGUGGAGAAAUCCAGGUAGGAAUCUGUGUGAUGAUAGAGCGUAGUGACAAGAGGAUCCAUCUGGCUGUGGUCACGGAAAUCAACAGAGAAAACUCGUGGGUUACAGUAGAAUGGGUUGAGAAAGGAGUCAAAAAAGGCAAGAAGAUUAAUCUGGAGAACAUCUUGCUGCUGAAUCCAGCUCUGUCCUCUGCCGAACAUCCCAAGUCGCUCAAGCCAUUGCCCCCUCUGUGUCUGGCACCCUCUCCAGGCAUCGGGGACCAGUGGGCAACCCCACAGCGAAUUGCUGUUACCCCCCAGAAAAGUGAAACACCCUCAGGGGACUGUCCUGCUGUGGAAGUCCCCAGCCAACCUUUUCUGAUGAGGCAGAGAAAAUCUCCCUGCCUGCGCGAAAUUGAGAAACUGCAGAAGAAGCGAGAGAAGCGCAGGCAGCUGCAGCUGCAGAUACGAGCCAGACGUGCUCUCGACGUGAACACCGGACAUCCCAACCUCGAGGUCAUGCGCAUGAUCGAAGAGUGUCGCAAGGGCCUGGACAGCAGCAAGAUCCCCAUGCCUGGCCUCGAGCCCCAUGAACACCACCGGAUCUGCGUCUGCGUGCGGAAGAGGCCUCUCAACGAGCGCGAGACCAUCAUGCAAGACCUGGACAUCAUCACUAUCGUCUCGGACCACACAGUCGUGGUGCACGAGUCCAAGCAAAAGUUGGACCUCACUCGCUAUCUGGAGAACCAGACCUUCUGUUUCGACCAUGCCUUUGAUGACACUGCCUCCAACGAGCGGGUGUACCGGUUCACAGCCCAGCCGCUGGUGGAGUCCAUCUUUCGCCAGGGCAUGGCCACUUGCUUUGCCUAUGGGCAGACAGGCAGUGGGAAGACACACACCAUGGGCGGAGCCUUUUUUGGAAGGGCCCAAGAUUGUUCUAAAGGCAUCUAUGCCCUGGUGGCUCGGGAUGUCUUUCUCUUGCUCAAAAAUUCCACUUACGAGCAACUAGAUCUCAAAGUCUAUGGGACCUUUUUUGAGAUUUAUGGUGGCAAGGUGUAUGACUUGUUGAACUGGAAGAAGAAACUGCAAAUUCUUGAGGACGGUAAGCAACAAAUCCAAGUGGUUGGGCUGCAGGAAGAAGAGGUCCAUUGCACGGAGGAAGUGAUGAGCCUUGUGGAGCUAGGCAACCGCUGCCGGACUUCCGGACAGACGUCUGUUAAUGUUCACUCAUCCCGGAGCCACGCGGUGUUCCAAAUCAUCUUGAAGUCCAGAGGGAAACUACACGGCAAGUUUUCCCUCAUAGACUUAGCUGGGAAUGAAAGGGGAGCGGAUACGGUCAAAGCCAACCGGAAGAGGCAGCUAGAAGGGGCAGAGAUCAAUAAGAGUCUCCUUGCCCUCAAAGAAUGCAUCAGGGCUUUGGGUCAUCAUACAUCUCACACCCCUUUCAGAGCCAGCAAACUCACGCAAGUGCUCCGGGAUUCCUUCAUAGGCCAGAAUUCCUCCACUUGUAUGAUUGCGACCAUCUCGCCAGGGAUGACGUCUUGUGAAAACACCCUCAACACUUUAAGAUAUGCCAACAGAGUUAAAGAAUUAGCCCCAGGUGCAAGGCGCUACCAGCGUUGCCUCUCGAAGAUUAGACAGGAGGCACCCCCGACUUCAGAAAGGCAUACGAAGACUCCCCCCCUGUCCUUUCAGGAGGAUGAGUUUAUGAAAACACCCUGUGCACAGAGUGUUGAGGGGAAGCUGAGAAAAGAAACUGCACUAUUAUCCUCUGCACUCGUGAAGGAUAGAACUUCGCGGAAGGAAUCUAGCCAGUGGUGGGAGGGCAUCCAGGAUGCGGCUGAAGGAGUAAACUAUGAUGUGGAAGACUGCAUUGCCCACUCGCUGUCUGUUUUGGAACAGAAGAUGGAUGUUUUGAGCGGGAUCGAAAAGAAACUGAAAUUAUUGCGAGCUGAUCUCCAAAAGAGCAAGACAGCGAAGCCGACAGCAAGAGAUCUGGACUGAGAUGCCAGACAACACUGUAGGUUCCACCCCUCUUACAUAAGAAGCUUUGGCCAAAUUGUCUAAUCAUAAAGGUCCUC
Molecule: messenger RNA, 2215 nt
Organism: Octodon degus (degu)
Lineage: Eukaryota; Metazoa; Chordata; Mammalia; Rodentia; Octodontidae
Gene: Kif2b
Product: kinesin family member 2B
Exons: 1
Coding region: 93-2138 (681 amino acids)
Biological process (GO): microtubule-based movement
Molecular function (GO): ATP binding; microtubule binding; microtubule motor activity
Source: RefSeq, a predicted model, not a curated record